CGCCCGAGCCCAGGCUUCGGCCCGGGGCUCCUGGCUUCCCUCCUCCUUCCCUUUCCCCUGGCCCUGACCUUGGUGUUUCCUUGUUCUCCUCCCCCCGCCCCCCCGCAGGGUUCCUGUGGGAUGUUUGUGCCCCUGGAUGGAUCUUAGAGAUCAGAGAGGUCAAGGGGCUUCCCCAAGGUCACACAGCUAAUUAGGUAGCAUGGCCAGCAUUCCUAUUCAGACUAAAGGCUAGUGUGCUCUUCGUGGACCGCCCAGAGCUGUGCCCAGUGAGGUCUGGGGGAUGGCAAGGGCCCAUUGGACCCAUCUCUCUCUUUUCAGGGCACCUCAACGCCUUGGGGAGAGGGUUUGGGUCAGCCCCCCCCAGCCCCUCCCACUUGGCCGGAUGGAUCAGGAAACACUUGUCACAACUCUCGGGGUUGGCAUGUAGCCCACCUCUCCUUGAAGAUGCUUUAGAGCUGGCAUGGACCCCGGAGGUCAUCUCAUCCAGCCUCCUCAUUUUAUGGAGAAGUUGAGGCGGGGAAAGGGAGACCUGUCCAAGGUCACAAGUUGCAGCGCUGGGAUUCCACAGUCCUCCUUUUACAGAGAGUCUCCAGCCCUGAGGGCACCAGACUUGAAAAUGUCUAUGGACACCUUAUCCAGCAAAGCAUUAAAGAUCAAGCGCGAGCUGGGCGAGAACACGGGCCCACACCUGUCGGACGAGGAGCUGAUGGCACUGUCGGUGCGGGAGCUGAACCACCACCUGCGGGGCCUGUCCAAGGAGGAGGUGGCGCGGCUGAAGCAGCGACGCCGCACGCUCAAGAACCGCGGCUACGCCGCUAGCUGCCGCGUCAAGCGCGUAUGCCAGAAGGAGGAGCUGCAGAAGCAGAAGAGCGAGCUGGAGCGCGAGGUGGACAAGCUGGCCCGAGAGAACGCCGCCAUGCGCCUCGAGCUCGACGCCCUGCGCUCCAAAUACGAGGCUUUGCAGGGCUUCGCGCGCUCCGUGGCCGCGCACGGCGGACCCGCCGCCAAGGUGGCGCCCGCCAGCGUCAUCACCAUCGUCAAGUCCUCCGCCACGGCCUCGACUGCAGCCGCCAGCCCGGCCGCCUGCUCCUCGUGACCGCGGGCCCCGCCCCCUCGCUUCCCCUCCCUGCGCCAUAGGGCGAUCCUGGCCCCGCCCCCGCUCAGGCCCUGUCCCCUGAUCCUUGCUCCGCCCCCCCAUCCCAUCCCUACGCAGAUAGGGUGGUCCUGUUCUAGGUCCUGCCUUGGCGCCCCCCUCCCCCCUCCUCGCUCCCUGACAGGGUAGCCUGGUCCUUGUCACGCCCCCGGGUAGGUCCCGCCCCCACAAUUCCAUCCCGCCCUCCUGGGAUUUCAGUCUCUUCCCCAAUGCCCGGCCUCCUCUUCCGAGCCUUAACACCUCCCCGGCCCCGCCCUUUCCACCGGCCCCGCCUUCCAAAACGAUUUCAAUCCAUUUUGACCACCUGCUUCUAUUCCUCGUGCUUCCGAGGGGCUGCGCAUCCCCUUUCCGGGGCCCAGCGCUUCUUUCCCUGUCUGGCCCUCACAAGCCCUGGGUAGGGCUGGGGCUGGGGCUGGGGCUGGGGCUGGGGGUGGGCGUCACUUUGGGAAAGGUGGGGUCACCUUGUGGACCCCCCUGAGUGGGGAGCUCAGAACCUGAAACAGAGGAGGAAAGCAAGGCCCUCCUCUCCCCCACCCCCCUUAAAAUCUGUUGAUGUUAAAGCAGCAAGCAUUGAUUAGGUGCCGACUUGUGCCAGGCACUGGGAUGCGGGGGCACCCGCCCACUCCCGGCCCUUCACUCCUGUGCCGUGCAGGGAAGGCACCCUGUGCUGCCGGAGUCUUCCCGGUUCUUAGCACCCUGCCUUUCCCCACCCACUUCUAUUUCCUCUGUUGGAAAUGGGCUUGAGGGAGGGGACACACAGGACAGGAUCAGGCCUGUGCCGUGGGGACCCCUGGGCCACCCUCUCUCCCAAGAAAACUGACUCAGCAAACUCCCAGGCCAGGGAGAAGAGGGGCAGGUAGGAACAAUGUCCCAACCUCCCUUCUGCCCUUUCUGUUCUCUUGGUUCCUGCAGCAGAGACCUUGGAAACAGGUUGGAGACCCGGCAGGGGUGUGUGGAAGAGGGUCCGGACAUCCCUCCCAGAGCUGGCCCAUCCAUCUUCCCAGGCCCUGGGGCUCCCCAGGGAUGCGCUGGAAUGAGUCCCGGAUGGCUGGGGUCUCUGGGAAGCAGGCCAGGCCUCAGGGACCAGUCUGCCUAAAGACGUACACGUGUGGCUGGAGAGGAGGAGGAUGCGAGAUGGGGCAGACGGCAUAAGAUCCCAGCUUCCUGUCAGGGAAAACAGCUGGGGCCCCACUCCCGUGAGCACUUUGGGGGAGGAGGCCUAAGACUCUGGGGUGUCUUAUCUUCCAGUGGAGGAAAGCCUUUCGUGAUCCUCCCUGAACUACACCCCCAGCCUCCCCUUACCCUGCUGCUCUGCUCCCCAACCACACACCCCUUCCUCAUCCAGCCCCCACCCCUUUUUUAUUUAUUGCACAGACCUAAGUUAUUCUCCGCCACAGCUAUCCGCCCACCUCACUGGAGCCCAGUCUGGGUGGGAAGGUGGACGAGCUGGACGUUAUAUUUUAUAUCUGCAAAUAAAUCACAUUUUAUCUUAUAUGUAAUAGAAGAUCCUGAAAAAUGACCCCCAGGGGUUCCAGAAUUUAUUUAUUUUCUGACUUACAGUACGCGCUCCUCGCCUCCUGUAUUUUGUAGACUUUCUGAAUAAAGCAAGUUCUUUUUCACUGA
Molecule: messenger RNA, 2776 nt
Organism: Dromiciops gliroides (monito del monte)
Lineage: Eukaryota; Metazoa; Chordata; Mammalia; Microbiotheria; Microbiotheriidae
Gene: MAFF
Product: MAF bZIP transcription factor F
Exons: 3
Coding region: 461-1096 (211 amino acids)
Biological process (GO): regulation of transcription by RNA polymerase II; regulation of epidermal cell differentiation
Cellular component (GO): nucleus
Molecular function (GO): RNA polymerase II cis-regulatory region sequence-specific DNA binding; DNA-binding transcription factor activity, RNA polymerase II-specific
Source: RefSeq, a predicted model, not a curated record